AUGUCGUCUCUUAAUAUGAAUAAAAGUCAAGUAGAAGCUGAUUUUUUAAAAACAGUUAAAAGGAUUAUUGCUAAUCCGGCUGAUACUCGUCUACUUGAAGAAUUAAAUGCAAUUCGAAAUGAAGAAUUACCAUCAUCAAUUGUAGCAAAUGCUGAUCAAUCGAAUACUGAAGAAUCAUUAUUACACAUAUUUCGACAAGAAAAUAAUGAAGAAUUAGCUCAAAAGGAUUUAAAACCAACAUAUAAUGAAAAGAAAAAGAAAAAUUAG
Rotaria sp. Silwood1 is the source of this 267-nucleotide messenger RNA. The record is from the annotation of a GenBank genome assembly. NCBI's taxonomy places the organism in Eukaryota, Metazoa, Rotifera, Eurotatoria, Philodinida, Philodinidae.